CACACACCAAAUCUCGCAAACCUCUGCCUGGCUGAAGACCUCCGCUCGACGCGUCGCGACUGCCUCUUUCAAUACACCUCACUCACCAUCAUCGCUCGCCCCACAUGCCAAGCUGGAUUCUCUAAAUUCUCGCGUCUACUUCUCCAUUGCAGACCUCCACUCCACUCGAUUCUCACAGCAGCAGUACAGCAGCAGCCAUGGUCCACGCCAACGGCUUCCUCAAGAUCGAGGUUGGCUUCAUGAAAUCGAGCAGUGAGUCAACCGGCAGUACAUUGCUAUCACCGUAUCUUCUAACCUGUAUGGCAGUCCUCAGCAAUGACCCAUCUCACAAUCCGGAAGAGUUUGAGUACACCGUCGACAACAACGGGAAGACAGUUCGCCGAUGGCUUCAGCAGGUGGAGGGGACGAUGGUCUGUACACGGAUCGGUCUCCCAAUUGGACACUGUAUUGCCUAUCUCAUACUUCGCUCCGACAUUCCUGACUUCCGAAAUCGUAUGAUGGUCGACCACGACUCUCCUGGGAUUGAGAAGGCGCUGACCAGCCUCGCACUGGACGUUUUUGAUCGCCAUGGUCGUUUGAAGAAUGAGGUCAAGGAACAUCCGAUCAAGAAAGGGUCUGGUGUCUGGGGCAGUGAGCUUGACACGGGCGACCUGUUAUUUCUUAAAGAAGUGUGGAUCUCGAAGCGCUACCGUCGACGAGGACUAGGUCGGCAGCUUGUACAAGCAGUGUGGAAGAAGAUGCAAACCUAUUCAGGACGACUCUUUGCGAUAGCUGAGAUGCGGUUCGUCUACCAAGAGGUUAUCCAAGAGCCUAGAUACGAAGGCGCCACCAAUGAACACAAACAUGCUGUUCACGCUCGACAUAACCGUGUCAUCAUAGAGUUUCUGCGAAGCCUAGGAUUCCGGCGUGUAGGAUCUCUGGACUGGUUUGCUCUGGCUUGCGACUUGGACCAUCCUUCUUACGCGUUGAGGGCAGCCGCCGAUUUCGGCCUACCAGACUCCACUUUCUGGAAGACCAACGCUCUCGCCAAGUCAUUGAGACAAAAGGCCCAGGGGUCAUCUGAUGAGACGUUUCUUGCUAUUCUGAGAUCAAGAUUCAAGACUGUCUCUGCUGACGAUUCGAAGUGGUUGCGCAUCUACACCGAGCAUGGUAGCACCAUUCUACACUUGGCAGCAGCCGAGUGCAAGCCAAAGUCAGUAGCGUGGCUCAUUUCGCAGAAGCCUGACCUCCUUCUCCUUCGCGAUCAUAUGGGCAACACAGCCUUGGAUGGGCUAGAGUCGCGAUUGGAGGAUCAGCGUUCCAUCCUUACCGAGUCGAUUCGAGUGAAGGAGACUAUGGGGAUUUUACAGAUGUGGGACGUCACUAGGGAUAUCUCAGACCACUUCCAAGGGUUCCCAAUGGAGGCAGUCCAGUGUCUACAGAUACUCAAACACCUCGAUCAAGUGUCGGAUGAGGACCUUCUGCGACUGAAAUACGGUUGCACUUGCGGCCAAUGUCUGGGAGGAUUCUUGAGUCCUCGAAUGCGUAUGCGUCUCCGGGAAGAGAACCACAGCAGUAUGCAGCUCGUUGUUUUCUCUGCGAAGCUCGGUCGAACCUCCAGUCAAUUCAUGCAUGACAUAAGCGACAUUGCCAAAUGUCUCCCGGACGAAGUUGUGAGCAUUUUCAAGGAGGACAAGCAGAAUCGACAUUCGCUAGUUUGUUUCUUCAGGAGUUUCGGUGCGUGUCUAGCUAACGACCAGAUUCCGAACAGCUCAAACAUGAGUCCGUGGCUGAGCAACUCUGCCAAGCGGCUUAGGAAGGACUUCGAUCCUGCUCGUGCAAACGCCCUUCCGCCCCUGGGGACCUGCGUCUUCCAGAAGGCAUUAAACUGGGACCGCCAAAUCUUCCGCCACUCGCUUGGAGCAGACGAGCUGAAGAAAGUCCAGAAGCAGCUUGCACACCUACCAGAAUGUCGCAACGACCUUGAGUACGGUUUCGCUAGUCGGAUGUGCGGCUACGGAAUGGUUUCUCUCCCUCCCUUCGAGCCGCAGCCCCCUGGCUUGAGCUAGUGCUUUGCAGGCACAGCCUUCGUGGACAUGGUUGGGCCGCCUCAAUAUCUAGGAGAGAUGGCUCGUGGCUUGCUCCCAAGACGGGCUGCCGACUUCAUCUGUAACGCUGUAACGAUACGACGAUCAUGAAAACAUACGUACAUGUGAAUGGGUUAGGUAGGACCAUGUCGUGUGGAUAUAUAUACAAGCGAGCAGUGUGUUUAACUGGCGAUACAUCUAUGCACCGCUUCUCGUGUGUAUUUACAGUAGAUCGAAGUCGAGACGAAGGACAUCGUGGUAUAUUCCAGGACAUGUUUCUUACCCGCAAAGUUCAAUACAAGCCA
Messenger RNA from Dothidotthia symphoricarpi CBS 119687, 2371 nucleotides. RefSeq lists its product as uncharacterized. The coding region runs from base 198 to 2048 and encodes 616 amino acids. The record is from RefSeq and is a predicted model, not a curated record. NCBI's taxonomy places the organism in Eukaryota, Fungi, Ascomycota, Dothideomycetes, Pleosporales, Dothidotthiaceae. The transcript is spliced from 2 exons.